UCAGAGUCUAUGCAGUCGAGUGGAUCUGAAAAUUCGGACUCUAUCUACGUGAGAGUAUCAAUACCUGAACAAAAUUUACAAAAAUGUUUAUGUUUUCACCUUGAUAAGACUGUUUAUACUGCCAAACAACAAGUGUUAUCGACAUUGGCCAAAGAGUUGAAAGAUGGUAAUAAUUACGGUUUUUAUAGUCUACCAGAAAAUGGCAGAGCUGGUAAAUUCUUGGAAGAAGAGAGACCACUCCGGGACUAUCCUCUGAGUAGUCCCAUAGGGUAUCUAGAAUUUAAGUACAAGAGAAGAGUUUACAAACAAUUAAAAUUAGAUAAAAUGCAGAUACGUAAAAUACACACCAAGGCCAAUCUGAAAGUAUUCAUGGAUCAUGUAAAGUCUCGGAACAUUGAUAAAGUACGAAAAUUUCUAGACAAAGGGCUGGACCCAAACUACCAUGAUGAUGAGACUGGAGAGACUCCAUUGACAUUAGCAUCAUCUAUGGAUAGAACUAAUGAUAUUAUUUUAUUACUCGUCAACGGCGGGGCGCAUCAAGAUUUUCGAUCCACAGAUGGUUUAACGCCGGUACAUAAAGCAGCGAAGAAAGGCAAUUACAGCAUAUUAAAAACUUUAUUAGAUUUAGGAGCAUCACCAAAUUACCAUGACAACAAAGGACUGACUCCUUUAUAUCACACAGUAACUAAUAAAGUGAACGCGGAGUGCACGCAGUUAUUGUUACAUGAGAGAUGCGAACUCAAUGCUGCUGAUGGCCAAGGCUGGCGGGAGAUACAUCAGGCAUGUCGAUACGGUAGAGUACAACACUUGGAGCAUUUACUAUACUAUGGCGCUAUUAUGAAUGUUCAGAACGGUGCAGGAAAUACCGCAAUACAUGUCUGCGCUCUCUAUAACCAAGAACAAUGCGCUAGAGUGUUGUUAUUCAGAGGUGCAGAUAAAGAUAUUAAAAACUAUGCAAAUCAGACGGCAUUUCAGGUUGCCAUAGUUGCAAAUAAUUUUGAUUUGGCUGAAAUCAUUAGAAAUCAUGGAUCUGAAGAUGUUGUUCCAUUUAGGGAUGCACCCAAAUACAGCAUGCGUAGGCGGCCGUCGUCAAUGUACGUACAUAGUACAUGGAGUGAUACACAUAUACCGCAAAUAAAUGGUGAAUAUUCAUCCCCAAAUGGAUCGCUUCGGAGUUUACCAAUCGGGUAUGCUGGCAGCUCAUCUCCACGGUCCAUCGGCAGUACAGGGUCGGCAGAAUCCCUUCUUAGUAGUACUCCUAGAAAACCGGAAGAUAUGUAUCGACCGGUCAUUGUCGCUCCAAGUACGUCUACUUUACCUAGAAGUAGUUCAUUUUUACACAAUGCCAGAUGCUUAAACACAAGUAAAUAUGAAGAAAGAAUUAAGCAGAGGCCACACAGUAUCGCUGCUGCCACUUGCACCUUGCCUAGAAGUAAAAAUGGCACAAAGAAUUCAAUAAAAUUCGAUAGUAGUAAAAUAAUGACGCACAAGAAGCUUUACGAUUGCACUCCUGGGAGGACCUUCAUUGCGGUCAAAAACUACACAGCGUUAGAAGCAGGUGAAUUGUCCUUGAAAAAAGGAGAUUUUGUUGAAGUUUUGAAUAUUGGUGAGCAUAAUUUUUGGGAAGGUAGUGUGAAAGGUUCCGCUGGUUGGUUUCCUUCAUACUGCGUCGAGGAGGUGAAAAUGAGAGGAAAAAAGGUCAAAGAAGAGACAUUCCAAGUUGAAGAAGAAACAAAGAGUCCAUCGUCAGUUUGCGAUAACCAUGUUAGAACUGUUGUAUUACACCGAACAAAGAAAGGUUACGGUUUUGUCCUGCGUGGUGCCAAGUCGUCCAAUCCAUCAUUAGAAUUCCAACCUAGUGCCGAGUUCCCAGCGUUGCAGUAUCUGGAUGCUGUUGAUAAAGGGGGUGUGGCACAUAAAGCCGAACUGGAAGCAGGUGACUUUCUUGUAGAGGUUAAUGGUGAGGAUGUAGUGAAAGCGACACAUAGACACGUGGUGGAAUUGGUUAAAAAGUCGGGUGAUACACUCGUACUGAAGGUAGUGACUGUGGUACCCACCAAACCGUAUGCAUGGCUGGAUAAAGAGAAAAAAGAAAAAAGUAAAAAAGCACCAAAACCACCAGAAAGGUCACCAGAUACUAGAAUUAGCCAAAAUUUAGGGGAGAACCAGAACCAGACAUUUGGUCCAGAUGAAAUUGCAGCAUUAGAGGAACUUGAAGAUGCAAUCAAACGUCACAGUUCUAUGGGUGAUCUGUACCUUCCAUCGGAGAAUCCCAGUAGACAUGCCUCUAUUAAAUCGCGUCCUACGACACCACGGCGCAGCCAAGCCGAAAUGUACGAAAUAUUUGAGCGACAAGGGUCAAUAGGUUAUUCUCAAAAUUCCCAAAAUCCAAGCGGACCAAGAGUUAUCGUUCCUGAGGGUGUUAAAGCCGCAACGUUGAAGAGGAAUUCACAAAUUGCUGGAGCUGACGGCGGCUCUUUGUAUUAUCAAGAAAAUGUACCUAGAUCUAAUCUUCGAAGUGCAUCAUCAACGCCCAACUUAGCGUCAGCAAUGUAUAUGAAACGUAGACAAUCGUCACCAUCGGGGACUGUGCGUUCUGAUGGUUAUUAUCGGCCCGUCAUUAGUCGUCCAAUAUUAAUAGAUUCAACAUCUGAACAAGAGUCUGUGCAGCAAAGUGUUAUUGAUUACAGAAGACGUAGCUCGUUAACGGAUUCUGAGACAACGUCAUCACCUGUCUCAUCACCGAGAACCCCUGAUUCUCCAGCUGUCUACGCUGUUCCAUUUAGAGGUUACUCGGACAAUGCCGAAGCAUCUGUUAGCAGUGCUAGCUCUAUGUCAUCAACACGAAAUACAUUCUCGCAUCAAAGAUCUGCAUCUAUCAGUAGUUUGAACAAACCUAUGGAGCCACCCCCACCACCUCCUUCAUCGUCAUCGCAAAAAAUACCAUCCAGUUUUAACCCUGAUAACCCAGCGAAACUAUAUAUGUUACCCCCUGCUAUAAGCGAGCAUGGAAUACGUUCAAAACUGAAACAACAUCAGCAUCAGCGUACCAAUAGUUUAACUGAUAGAACAAAUAAUCCAAUGCCGGCUAAGCAAUCUGUUCACAUUCUCCCACAACCUGAUUACAUUGAGGUAGGAAGGCAACAAAAACUACAGGAAGGUAAUGCUGGGACCAAAAAAUCUUCAAAAAAUUACGCUGCUCCAAAACCCCAGUCUCAAGUGCCUGUUGAGGUGCAUGCCUCGUAUGACAGUCAGCAAUGUAUGCAGCACGUAACACUAACACAAACUGAUAACGUUGAUGCGAGUUCCUUGUCUGUGGCCAAAGCGCGAGCAGCACUUGAUAAAAAUCAUCCGCCACCUGAGCGGAGAAGCUCUGAUUCUGUUUUAAUCGUGAAAGAGAAAGAAGAACUUGAUUCAUCUGCUCUGAAUCUUGCGUUAAAGGCUCGUGAUAAAAGUAUUAAAGAAACGCCAAAAAAAGAACUUGUAAAGUCGGUGGAUCCUUCAACAGCACUUAGGUUGGCUGUUGAAAAACGUAGAAUUGAACUUGAAGCAAAAGAUUAUAAGGGUGUUGACAUCGACAAGAAGAUACAAGAAAAUAAGUACAGCCAGCCCAAAACAGUGACAAACUCGAGUGCCUCAGUAAAUAACACUAAAAUGCCAAAUGUUUCGAAAACUACAACGACAACGAUGAAGUCGGCAAAGGUCCCUGAAAAUCCAGCAAACACAGGCGGUGGUGUGAAUGACAAUAUGAAAAGUGAAAUACAACUUGCCGCCGCAGCCAUGCAAAACCGUCUCGCUACAAAGUCUGUGAAAAAAAGAAACUUCACAAUAAAUAAAAAAGAGGAAACCUCAAGUGGCACGCAGAAAAAAAUUGUGAUAAUAAAUUCUGCUAGUGUUUCUAAAGAGGUCAAAAAACAAAAUGAGCUUGAGCAGAAAAAAGCCGACCAGAAUGCCAGAGUGAAGGCAAAUUUACAGAGUAAAAAAACGGAAAGUCAUGAGGAGGCUUUAAAAAGUAGUAUUGCACGGAGAGCGGCUGAAAUUGAAGAGAAAAUGAAAAUGAAAAAAAUGGCUGAAAAAGAUACUCCAGGAUUUAUUCCCCCACCCCCUGUUGACACAAACACAACUGCAGGCUUUGUCCUGGAUGAGGCAUUGCCACCUCCAUUGGAGUUCUCUACACAUGAAGAACCUGAAAGCAUUCCAAAUAUAUUUACAAAUGAAAAGGGAUUAACGAAUGAAGAGAGGAAUCGAAUGAAUCACCAGAGGGCCAUUGGUCAUGAACAGGAAGAGAGUAGACCAGGCUUUAAUACGAUUCGAAAAAAAUUUGAAGCGGGGAAAAUAAAUAGACCUGUGGUUGAUAAAACUUUUAAGGAUUCUGAUGUAAUGUACAGUAUCCCUCCACCACCCCUUCCUGAUACCACUGACCAGAAUGGUAUCACCACAGUCAAUAUUGUUCCACCCCCACCGCCUGUGUCGUUUGACGAUAGGACUUAUCACUAUAAAGGACGUACUCAGCGCGAGCAUAGCUUUGACACGGCUAGUACAGUGUCGUCAGUUUCUACAUUGUCAACGCUCUCGAGUCUGAGUGCAUACUCAGCUGAUAAUUCUGAAAUGUGCGAAACCAUCCCGGAGGUUGAUUCCGAGAGUGACACUUUGAAAUCGCAUAAAAGUAGCAGUUCACAUCGAACCCUUGUUGGUUAUAAUCCUGGUAAUCACCAAGAGGCACAUGAAUUGAUACGAAGGCAGCGGUUCUUGGAUACGGAGCACACCAUUCCUGUACCAUUUAGAUCAAGCCAGGGUGAUUUGACGGCAGCUGAUUCAAGAACAUCAACUCCUCCCCCUCCGUCAGAUUUUACAGAUACUGCCUACAGUUCAGCUAAUAGUGAGACUGGAGGGAGUGAAGAUGGUAGAGAGAAUUACAGUUUUAACUCAGGUACCCACAGUAUUAAAUCCUUUUCAAGUCUUAGCAAACCUUUAGAUGAGUGGACAGCAGAGGAUGUUGGAGAUUGGUUGGACAGCAUUAAUAUGGGAGAACACAGAGCAACGUUUGUGGAAAAUGAGAUUACUGGCGAACACCUUCCAGCGCUGGCAAAAGAUGAUUAUAUUGAGCUAGGAGUAAUCAGAGUCGGGCAUAGAAUGACUAUUGAUAGAGCUCUUAAAAAACUAAAGUGA
Messenger RNA from Saccoglossus kowalevskii, 5169 nucleotides. RefSeq lists its product as uncharacterized. The record is from RefSeq and is a predicted model, not a curated record. NCBI's taxonomy places the organism in Eukaryota, Metazoa, Hemichordata, Enteropneusta, Harrimaniidae. Gene Ontology annotation, cellular component: postsynaptic membrane; postsynaptic density; dendritic spine. Gene Ontology annotation, molecular function: synaptic receptor adaptor activity; ionotropic glutamate receptor binding.